CCUGUCAUCCCAAACAGUUGAUUCCAACAUGGCGGCGGCCGCUUCUGUUUUCCACAGAGUGAGAACUGGGUCGAAAAUAGGAGCCCAGUACGACCAGGAUGGUAACAUCAUCCAGGUGGAGACUCGGGAGGAUGAGGAGCAGAGUGUGAAGCUGGCAGAGAUCCUGGAGCUGCUGUUGGCCGCUGGAUACUUCAGAGCAAGAAUUAAGGGACUGUCCCCCUUUGAUAAGGUGGUCGGUGGGAUGACCUGGUGUAUCACCACAUGUAACUUUGACAUUGACGUGGAUCUCCUUUUCCAAGAAAACUCAACCAUUGGACAAAAAAUAGCUCUGACAGAGAAAAUAGUGUCUGUUUUACCCAAGAUGAAGUGUCCUCAUCGUCUGGAGCCUCAUCAGAUCCAGGGGUUGGAUUUUAUCCACAUUUAUCCUGUGAUUCAGUGGUUGGUAAAACGAGCCAUCGAGACCAGGGAGGAGAUGGGAGAUUAUGUCAGAGCCUACUCCAUAUCUCAGUUCCAGAAGACCCACAUUCUGCCAGAGGAUGAAGAGUUCCUCCAGAGGAAGGACAAGGCGGUGAAGGCAGUUUUGGACGUACUGGAAGUGUACAAACCCCAGAGGAGGUACAGGAGGCAGAAGGAGGCAGGAGAACUGAUGGAUGAGGAGUCCAGGGUUCACUCCACCCUGUUGGAAUACGGCAGAAUGUCAGAUUUCCUCCUGAGAUAUGGAUUUAGCAAACAACCCAAACAAGACAAAGUGGACGGACAGAAGGCGUCUCUGUCCUCUGGAUGUCCUGCUGCUCCUCCUGGGAUGUCGGAGGUGUCGGAGGAGGACGACUUGCAGGCGGCGGAGGAGAUGAGGAUUAAAACCCUGAUGACCAACAUGGCAGCCAUGGCAUCUGAGGAGGGGAAACUGACUGCGAGCGCCGUGGGUCAGAUCGUUGGACUUCAGUCUGAGGAAAUCAAACAGAUCGCCUCCGAGUACGCUGGGAAGCAGUCAGAGUUGUCAUCGGAGGAGCGAUCGGAGCGUUUUGGUCCUCUUCAGCAGCAUCGCCGGGCGGUGGCGUCGAUCAACAAACAGAUUCAGGACAAAACCAAACAGCUGGAGGAGCUUCGGGCCAAACAUGCAGAAGUCCAGAGUAGCUGUGAGGAGGCCAAGACCAUCCUGAUGGAGGCGACGGAGCAGUCAGAGAGACUGGAGAAGGAGCUGAAGUCUGUGGAGGAGAUCGAAGAGAACGCCGAUUCUGGCGUCCUGGAGAAGCUCCGGUCUCUGGUGACCAUGAAUGAAAACCUGAAGCAGCAGGAGCAGGAGUUCAGAACCCACUGCAGGGAGGAAAUGACUCGUCUGCAGCAGAACAUCGAGGAGCUGAAGACGGCGUCGGGUCAAGAUACAGACGAGGACAAGGAGAGGAACGAGCUGAUCGACAAACAAUACAACACAGACCGAGACAAACUGCACAAGAUCCGUCUGCUCAUGGCUCGGAGGAACCGGGAGAUCGCCAUCCUCCAGAGGAAGAUCGACGAGGUUCCGAGUCGGGCCGAGCUGACCCAGUACCAGAAGAGGUUCAUUGAACUCUACAGCCAAGUUUCUGCAACGCAUAAAGAAACGAAGCAGUUCUUCACUCUUUACAACACGUUGGACGACAAGAAGGUUUAUCUGGAGAAGGAGGCGAAUCUGCUGAACUCCAUCCACGACAACUUCCAACAGGCGAUGGCAUCUUCAGCAGCUAAAGAACAGUUUCUCCGACAGAUGGAACAAAUCGUAGAAGGAAUCAAACAGAAUCGCAUCAAGAUGGAGAAGAAGAAACAGGAGAAUAAAAUGAGGCGAGAUCAGCUGAAUGAUGAGUAUCUGGAGCUGUUGGACAAACAGAGGCUCUACUUUAAAACUGUCAAAGACUUUAAGGAGGAGUGUCGGAAGAACGAGAUGCUGCUGUCAAAGCUGCGAGCGAAGGGUGCCUCAUAAUCGCGUAAAGUACACGCCUGGUUCUGAGCGUACGUCAUUACACGGAUCAAACACGUACAAACAUUCCACUAACACCCUGGAUUUGUGCCAAAUCUAACUAAAAACAGCCUCUGAUAAGAAGAAAGUGUCCAUCGAAGCCUCUGUAUUGAACACAUUAAUCAUUAAUUAACAAUUUAUUGAUCAGUUAUUUGGUCUUUUGCACUUUAAUAAAGUUUCAUGUAAAGAAGAACGUGA
Molecule: messenger RNA, 2188 nt
Organism: Sphaeramia orbicularis (orbiculate cardinalfish)
Lineage: Eukaryota; Metazoa; Chordata; Actinopteri; Kurtiformes; Apogonidae
Gene: ccdc93
Product: CCC complex scaffolding subunit CCDC93
Exons: 24
Coding region: 29-1954 (641 amino acids)
Biological process (GO): Golgi to plasma membrane transport
Source: RefSeq, a predicted model, not a curated record